This is a messenger RNA of Coffea eugenioides, 1756 nucleotides long. Its product is annotated as cyclin-H1-1. The coding region runs from base 107 to 1093 and encodes 328 amino acids. Gene Ontology annotation, biological process: regulation of transcription by RNA polymerase II; regulation of cyclin-dependent protein serine/threonine kinase activity. Lineage: Eukaryota; Viridiplantae; Streptophyta; Magnoliopsida; Gentianales; Rubiaceae. Gene Ontology annotation, molecular function: cyclin-dependent protein serine/threonine kinase regulator activity. Gene Ontology annotation, cellular component: transcription factor TFIIK complex; nucleus. The transcript has 13 exons. The record is from RefSeq and is a predicted model, not a curated record.
UCUCUCUUGUAAAGCCCCUUUCAAAUCUCUCUCUCGCAACAGUGGUCUUUCUGAGAGGGAGAGAGACACACAGCUCGAAGACGAAGAAAAGAAAAAGAUAUAAAAAAUGGCGGAUUUCAUGACAUCAACUCACCGAGCCAAGUGGAUUUUCACUCCCCAAGAUCUUAAGGAAAAGUACAAAGCAGCAAAUCAAAGAGCCAAACAAGCACUGGAGAAGUAUGGGUCGACAAGGGUUGACGUGAACAUCGAUGGGUCCUUCUCUUACGCUGAACAUCCAAAUGAUGCAAAAGAGAAUGGUGAUAAUCACUCACGUCAGAAGCCACUAAAAGUCGAGGAAGAACAACUGAUGCGGGCAUUCUAUGAGUUCAAAAUCCAAGAUGUGUGUGAUGCUUUUAAGUUUCCACGGAAAAUUCAGGCAACAGCUCUCAUUUACUUCAAAAGAUUUUACUUGCAAUGGUCUGUGAUGGAACAUCAGCCAAAGCACAUCAUGUUGACAUGCAUAUAUGCAGCUUGCAAGGCAGAAGAGAAUCAUGUCUCUGCAGAGGAGCUUGGAAAAGGGAUUGAACAAGACCAUCAGGUGAUCCUUAACAAUGAGAUGCUGGUUCUUCAGAGUCUGGGAUUUGAUCUUAUUGUUUAUGCACCUUACCGUGCACUUGAUGGUUUUCUCAAUGACGUUGAGGAGUUUUGUGGAGCAAAGGAAGAGCAACUUGCGAUGCUAGGGAGUUUGCAUGAAUCAGCAAAGGUAGAAGUGGAUAAAAUUAUGCGUACUGAUGCACCCCUUCUGUUCCCUCCCGGGCAGUUGGCGCUGGCAGCCUUACGCAGGUCCAAUGAGGCAUGUGGAAUUUUCGACUUUGAGAGAUAUCUGAAAAGCGUUUUGUCACGUCAGCAUCCUACCCUUAGUAAUUCAGAUCUUGCUGUUUUCCUAAAUCCUGUUGACUCUUUGGUAAAUAAGCUUGAGACCCCCACUUCCAAAGACGUGAAGCACAUUGACAGGAAACUAAAAUCAUGUCUAGAUCCUGGUUCACAUGACAAGAGUAAGAAACGAAAACACAGAUCCAAAGAGAGCUCGAAUGACAUUCUUGACAUGUGUUGACUCUUGAGGUGCAGAACAGCGUUACUCAAUCUUGUAACUGCAGCAUGUUGCAUCCUGGGUUGAGUGAAAUAAUUCCCAGAUGCUGUUAAGGGAGCAUAGCAUUAGUGAGCAAAUGCAUUUGCGUUAGUUUAGUGAACUGGAUGCAACUUUAGUUGAUGCUGUCUGACCUGAUGCCAAUAUUGAUCGAUGAAAUCAUCCACUGGAAGGGAAACUGUGCUCUCCUUUUUCCUCUGUUCUCAACCCUCGUUGAUAGGAUCUGCUUGAGGUUAUCAUGCCUGAUUUCUUCGUUAUCGCUAUUUGAUUUUUUCAGGAGCUGCUAUACAUAUUUUUUUGAACCUAAGUGGGGUGGCAUUCAAUAAUAAUUCACCCUUAUAUCUCUUUCUCUUGCUGUGUGAGAGAAAUUUUGUUCUAAUCCAGCAAGUUGUCCGAGUGCACAAGAACUCUUUCAUUCUUCUGCAGUAUCAUGGGCUCUCUGUUGGUUGUUGCUUCAGAAAUUUCAUGCUUCCUUAUGUUGUUGGAACUGAAUUUGACUUUUUCGGGGAAUGGAGGAAAGUUCUUUUUCUGUCUGGAUAAAAGCUCUUCUCCAUUCUCUGCGACUCUGAGGUUUACUCUGCAAAUAUUUGAAGUAUGCUUCUAUAAUACACGUCAUUUUGAAAAUGACAA